GUUAAUCUGUAAUUAACACAUGAUUGUGUUUAAGCUUUGGGUACCAGAAGGAGUAGAUAUGAAAUGCAAAUUUAGCCUAAGAUGAUUCUAUGUUGUUUAGUUCCAUCUCACAUAUUAUAAACAUGGGGGUUACCUUGGCAAUAUCUUUCUGUUUUUUUUUUUUUGGCCCUUUCCUAGAGCUCCGAGUUUUUACCUUUAUUUUUGUCGGUGAAUUACAGGUUUUGGUAAAUUUAUUUUGUGGGCAUAAAUUAAUUGAUUCUGAUAACCCUGUUUUAUGAUUCCAUAAACUUUUUUUCGGGUGAUUUCCUCCCUUCUCCCUUCUGUUCGCCUUUGGUGGAUAGAGUUACCCGAUAUUGUGCUGGAGGUAUAGAAAAUCUAAGAAUGAACAGUUAAUAAUUCGCCAGAUCAUUGAUACAAAAAAUAUCCAAAUACCAAAUCCGACUUCUAUAUACUCCCCACAAACUAGAAGAAGCUCGUGGGAAAGUCAAAGAAAGAACUUGUUCUUCUGACGUUAAGAUUUCUUUCAAUAAUUCCGAGCCCGUUAAAAAAGUGGGUACAGUACUUUUAUGUUUCCGAGUUAAAGUUCUAGCGCAAGAGGUACCCGUGGAAUUAGUCGAGGUGCGUUAAAGCUGGCCUGACACCACGUUUAUCAAAAAGAAAAAACAUGUGUGUCUGAUCCCGUAAACUGCAAGUUUUAUGAAGGUCUCCACUUGGUUAUCCUAAGCUCUUAACUGGAAAUGGGAGAUGCCAAAGAUCUGAAACAAAAUGCUCCAGAAUCCUCUCCUAUACCUGAAGUUUCCUCUCCAAAUGAGGAUAAAUCACUUAGUGCAGCUCAAACCAGCCAACGCGCGAAUGAAAAAGUAAAUUCCGAGACUCAAAAACCAGCUGCGGAUGCUUCUGAGAAUGUAGAAGAGCCUUCUCUGUCGCUUGAAAAGAGUGAGACGCAUACAAAAGGAACUUUAAUUUCAGCCUCUUCCACUAAAUCUGAUGAAGCUUCUAGUACACCUAUGGUUGAUCAGGAAGACUCAUCUCAAUUGGUGCAGAGUCCGAAACCAUUGGAGCCUCCUGCCGAUGGAAAUACAACAGCUCCAUCCGAAGCCAGUCCAUCGUCUCUAUCAAGUGAAAAACCAAGUGGUUCUAAUGGUGAUGUUCACAGCCAGCCACCUAAUACUUCUGAUGGUCCAAAAGAUGAGACAGAUACUUCAUCAUUAUUAACCGGGAAUUCAGACACAUUGGCCCUAAAAGAGGAAGAAAUAAAAGAUUCUUCUGAACAUAUUCAAUCUAAUCAUUCAGGAGCAGAAGCAAGUAAUAAUCCUCCUAUUAGUACACAAAGUGCUGAUGAUUCACCUUCUACUUCUCCUAUCCAAGUGAAAAAACUUGAAAAUAACAGUCAUGUAGAGUCAUCGGAUAACAUUGAUGAGCCCCUAGCCAAGGCGUCCACUCUGAGAGUCAAGAUCCCAGGACCCACUUCCCCUUCUAAGCAUCCUGAGAACUUUGACAUAAACAGAGUUAAUAUUGACACAGCAGCACCAAUCGCAUCUGUGAAACAGGCAGUUUCAAAGUUUGGAGGGAUUGUCGACUGGAAGGCUCAUCGACAACAGACAGUGGAGAAACGGAAUAUUAUUGAGCAAGAACUAGCAAAAGUGCAGGAGGAAAUCCCGUUAUAUAAGAAACAAUGUCAGGAUGCGGAAGAUGCAAAAGUGCUAGUUCUGAAAGAACUAGAUAGCACUAAGAGACUCAUAGAAGAGUUAAAGCUCAACCUAGAGAGAGCACAAAUGGAAGAGCAACAAGCAAGACAGGAUUCGGAACUUGCCAAGCUUAGGGUAGAAGAGAUGGAGCGGGGGAUUGCUGAUGACGCUAGUAUUGCAGCCAAAGCACAGCUUGAAGUUGCUCGAGCCAGGCUUGAAGCUGCAGUUUCAGAGCUUAAAACCGUGAAUUCUGAAUUAGAAGUUCUCCGUAAGGAGUAUGCUUUAUUGGUGUCUGAAAAAGAUGUUGCUGUAGAAAAAGCAGAAGAAGCUGUUUCGGUAUCAAACGAAGUUGAAAAGACAGUGGAGGAUUUGACUGUUGAGCUUAUUACUUCAAAGGAUUCUUUGGAGGCUGCGCACGCUGCACAUCUGGAGGCCGAGGAACACAGAGUCGGAGCCGCUAUGGCAAGAGAGCAAGAUACUCUAAACUGGGAGAAAGAACUGAAGCAGGCAGAAGAGGAACUUGAGAGGGUAAACCAGCAAAUUCUGUCUGCAAAGGGUCAUAAAGCAAAAUUAGAUACUGCUUCAGCUUUGCUACAAGAUCUCAACAAUGAGUUAGCAGCUUACAUGGAAUCAAAGUUAAAACAGGAGGCCGAUGAAGAAGGGAAGAACUCAAAAGGCGAGCUGUUAGAACCGGAGAAAAGAAGUCAUCAUGAGAUACAAGAAGCAGUGGCAUCGGCUAAGAAGGAACUCGAAGAAGUGAAGCUCAAUAUUGAGAAAGCGACAGCUGAAUUAGGAUGCCUAAAAGUAGCAGCAAUUGCAUUGAAGGAAGAACUGGAAAAGGAGAAAUCAGAACUAGCUUCCAUACAACAAAGAGAAGGAAUGGCGGGAAUCGCCGUUGCAUCUCUUGAAGCUGAGUUGAAACAAACAAAGUCAGAGAUUUCCCUGUUGCGGACGAAGGAAAAAGAAGCAAGAGAAAAGAUCAUGGAUCUUCCAAAGCAACUACAAGAGGCAGCACAAGAGGCCGAUCGUGCAAAGUCACUUGCUCAAAUGGCUCGUGAAGAGCUGAGGAAGGCAAAGGAAGAGGUGGAGCAAGCAAAGGCAGCUGCUAAUACAAUGGAAAGUAAACUGCUUGCAGCCAAAAAAGAAAUAGAAGCUGCAAAAGCUUCAGAGGAUUUAGCAGUAGCAGCUAUAAGUGCUCUACAAGAUAGUGAAUCAACCGAAAACACUAAGGAUGAGGCAACCAGAAUAACUCUUUCUUUGGAGGAAUAUUAUGAACUCAGCAAGCAGGCUCAUGAGGCAGAGAAACAAGCUAACAUAAGGGUGACUGCUGCUAUGUCCCAAAUAGAAGUAGCCAAGGAAUCAGAGUUGAAUAGUCUAAACAGGCUCGAGGAGGUUAAUCUUGCUAUGACUGAAAAGAAGGAAGCACUGGAAAUCGCACUGCAGAAGGCCGAGAAAGCCAAAGAAGGAAAAUUGGCAGCAGAGCAAGAGCUGAGGAAAUGGAGAGCGGAGCAUGAGAAAAAACGGAAAUCUGGUGUAUCCAUUCCACCAGUAAACAAAACAACAAGCGCAAAAAUGAGUUUCGAGGAGAAUAAAGAAUCAAAAGCUCAAAGCUUAAGUCCAAAAGAAAAUGUGCAAACAAGCAACACUGAAACUGAUUCAUCUCCAGAAGUGAAGGUCCCGAAGAAAAAGAAGAAAUCCUUCUUCCCACGCAUCUUUAUGUAUCUGGGCAGAAAGAAAGCACAGGCCAAGAUUAUAGAGGGCAAUAAGUUUGUCAUAGGUUUGGCUCUGUCAAUAAGCCUUUGCGUAUUAAAGUUGUUGGCGGCUUCAAAUGUGUACUCCUGCUAGUUCUGCAAAAAGCUAGCAGCAAUUCAAAAGCUUGGCCUUGUGAAGAUAUGAGUUCCCUUGUGUUUCAUGUUCGUAUGGGUUAUAUAAUGCAACACAUCUAUUUUUGCUAUCACUUGGCAUAUCUUUCAAUGCUAAUCGUCUCACAGUCCGACUUCUAACUCUAAGCUCUAUUAUCCUAAUAGUUUUGCCUGUUUGUAAUAAUUUCCUCCAUUUUAUUGCAUAUAGUCCUGAUUGAUUGCUGUAACGAAUCGAGUCAAAUGUGCAGUUAUGUUGUCCAUUUCUCAUGGACAGAAGAUACCUUAGCAAUUUAAUGUAUUUACACUCUACCGAACUUCUGUGUUUUGAAAAUCAUCCUAAAAUCCCCUGGACUUUAAUCUUUGUAUUGAAACCAUAUGAUA
Lycium ferocissimum is the source of this 3931-nucleotide messenger RNA. Its product is annotated as protein WEAK CHLOROPLAST MOVEMENT UNDER BLUE LIGHT 1-like. Lineage: Eukaryota; Viridiplantae; Streptophyta; Magnoliopsida; Solanales; Solanaceae. Bases 738 to 3533 code for a protein of 931 amino acids. The transcript has 4 exons. The record is from RefSeq and is a predicted model, not a curated record.